Messenger RNA from Fusarium subglutinans, 2529 nucleotides. Its product is annotated as meiotically up-regulated 71. The transcript has a single exon. The record is from RefSeq and is a predicted model, not a curated record. Gene Ontology annotation, biological process: protein histidyl modification to diphthamide. Gene Ontology annotation, molecular function: diphthine-ammonia ligase activity. NCBI's taxonomy places the organism in Eukaryota, Fungi, Ascomycota, Sordariomycetes, Hypocreales, Nectriaceae. The coding region runs from base 1 to 2529 and encodes 842 amino acids.
AUGUCUUCUGAAAAGCUCAAUGUCAUUGCUCUUAUAUCGGGGGGCAAAGAUAGCUUUUUCAGCUUGAUCCACUGUAUCGAGCACGGCCAUCAGAUCGUGGCUCUUGCCAACCUGUUCCCAGGACCAGCACCAGACUCAAGUUCUGCCAUUUCAGGCGGACAAUCACCGUUCCGUCGGGAAGACGCCACCAAGGCUGGACCAGAGACCAAUCUCCAGGCACCUUUGGAUCUCUCAUCUCCCGUGGGCUUCCAGCACAUCGAUCCGGGUACCUGGGCACCCCAGCCGCCUGAUCCUGCCACAGGGGAUUAUGACGGGCUUCGGGAAGCCCAGGGCUCCGGGGAAUCUUCCGACACGGACCUCAAUAGUUUCAUGUACCAAACAGUCGGGCACGAAGUCCUCCCCCUGUAUGCCGAUGCAACUGGCCUACCGUUAUAUCGGCUACCCAUCACUGGGCGUGCGGUUCGCCAUGAGAGGGACUACGAUGCCACGGCUAAUGCCCAGGACAGCGACGAGACGGAGUCCAUGCUUCCCUUGUUACAGUCCAUCAUCGCCCGCCAUCCAGAGGCUAAUGCUGUAUGCGCCGGUGCCAUCCUCUCCACCUACCAGCGCACCCGUGUUGAGUCAAUAGCACUGCGCCUAGGUCUUGUGCCCCUGGCCUACUUAUGGCAGUAUCCAGUCUUACCACCCCCAUCCGCAGCCAUCUCAGCCGAUACCCAGUUGUUGAUCGAUAUGGCCAAUGUUGGACUAGAGGCACGGAUCAUCAAAGUUGCCAGUGCUGGACUAGACGAGAACCAUCUCUGGGAACGUGUGUCAAGCGAAGCAGGCUCGAGUCGUGUCAAAAAUGCAUUAAGCAAGUUUGGCUCUGCUCAAGGUGCGGCAGCCCUGGGAGAAGGUGGUGAAUUCGAGACAAUCGUCCUGGAUGGCCCAUCGUCCGUGUUCAAGAAGAGAAUUGUUGUCCCGGAACAGGGGCGUAGGAUAGUGCGUGAAGGAGGUGAUUGCUCAUGGCUAAUGUUGGGUGAUGCACGGUUAGAAGACAAGCGUGAUGCUGCAGCCAAACCAGCUGCUCGGAUCCCCAGUCUCCUCGAUCCUCACUUCAAGUCUGUAUUUGACGACCUGCCACAACCUAUGAACGAGUUCAAAGUCGCAAAGGCUUCUGCUAUUUCAAGGAGUUUGACGUCACUACCCCAAGAUGCAGGAGCCUUCACUACUGAUAGCGAGGUUCUGCGUUGGUCCGUACUUCCAGACCUGGGGACGGGUGAAAUGUCGAUACAAGAUGAAACCAUCCAGGUCAUAGAGAAGAUCAGAGAUUUGGCGUCAGGGGCCGGUGUUCAACUCUCUCAGAUCACAAGUACCAUCGUCAUCUUAAGGCGCAUGUCGGACUUUCCUAAGGUUAAUGGCGAGUACGGCAAGAUAUUCACCAAGCCAAACCCACCGUCACGAGUGACCAUUUCGUGUGGCGACCUCCUGCCGGCUGGUGUGAAUAUUGCCAUCUCCUUAGCUGCUCCUACACCUAGAGCGACACAGGACCGCAAUGGUCUCCAUGUCCAGUCCAGGUCAUACUGGGCACCUGCAAACAUUGGCCCCUACAGUCAGGCGAUAGACGUGCCCGUGACAGCUCAUGACCAGCGUACAGGUCUUCGGUGCAUCUCCAUUGCCGGUCAAAUCCCCUUGAUUCCGGCAACAAUGGUCCUCCCUUCCACGUCUGAGAAGUCACGCGAGCUUCAAAUUGUUCUAUCUCUGCAACAUUUGUGGCGAGUUGGUCAGGAGAUGAAAAUUCAGUGGUGGACAAGCUCAGUUGCUUACUUCCCCCGUGCCAACUCGUCUGGAAUCCAGCGCAGCGCCCAGCUGGCAGGGUAUGCUUGGAAGCAAGCACACGGAUCCCCGGAUGAGGAGGUGGACGGUGAUAACGGCCCUGAUCUUUGGGACUUGAAAUACAACCCUGCUUACAUGUCGCUUUGUAACGAUGACAAGACAGCCCGAAAACCCCUUCCGGACUGGGAGGCACUGACUCUCCGUCAACAGAAUGAGCCUGAGACAUGUAUCCCGCCUAUGUUUGCUGCUGAAGUGGAAGAGCUGCCACGGCAGGCUGCUGUGGAGUGGCACGCUCACAAUGGCCUUUCAAAAAUGGAAGAGGCGAGUUUUUCGAUGUGUUCCUUGCCUGAGCUCACGCUUCCAGGCUGGAAAGCGUGGCAUUCAGUCGUCACGACCACAAGUGCUACUGUAAUCUACAGUACAGCAGCAUAUUAUUAUGCUGAUAGGCCUCAUUCUGCUUCCCUGGAAAUUCUGAAGAUCGAUAUGUGCAAAAUCAUGCAGGAAUCACUUCAUCAACUCCACCCUCAUGGGCCAGAAACGGUACAAACCAAAUUGACUUUGGUGUAUGCAGAUGCGACUCAAAUUGUUUCCAUAUGGAACAACCUUGAAGAUACAUGCGAAGUGGCACUUAUCCCGUGCCGGUCGAUCUGGUCGUCUGAUGGACAAAGUGUUGCUAUUGUUGGCUUGUUUGAAACGACCUUCAUACGAGGACCAUGA